This is a messenger RNA of Sclerotinia trifoliorum, 2152 nucleotides long. The record is from the annotation of a GenBank genome assembly. Lineage: Eukaryota; Fungi; Ascomycota; Leotiomycetes; Helotiales; Sclerotiniaceae.
UCUUUAAUACCGCUAUACUUUCUGAAAUAUGGAUAAAGAUGAUCAAAUACCUUCUGAUCAAGAGAUUGAUUUUUGUACUCUUGGAAUGUUUAUAAUUGGUAUGUAUUGGGUGUUUAUGUACCUGGUGUUUCUUAUUGUACAGUCAAGUUAGUUGGGUUAAAUUUAGAUGCAUAAAAGGCACCUGAGAAGUCUCAGAGAAUUGAGGUUCAAGGAAAGAUAUGCUAAUAUCGACCAUCAUAUUCGCGUCUCGAAGCUCCAUUUUCCAUAUACAUUAUAUCUAGUGAUAUCUAGGUUGAUUCAUACAAAUUUUCUACUUGGGAUCAUAACUGUUGGCCAUAUUCGUGAAACGGUUGAGAUGUUCAUGUUGUUCAUGCAUGAGGUACAUCCCAUUCAUUGGACUUGGUCUCACCAAUCUUAAGGGUUCAACCACGACAUAUGAGUUUUAAACUAAAUCAUGAAGUCGUGGAAUCUCUCCUGAAAUGAUACGUUUCUUCAAAUUUUAUUGUUUACGAGAAUGGGGAUUAUACUUACUUGUCCGGUUUUAUCCGGUAUUUUACCUUUAUGAUCAAGGAUGAGAUACGUAAUGAAAUUUCCAUCAUUACUACUUCAUUUCUCAUGGUGAUAACAUGACACGACUAUACUUAAUCUGGAUCCACAUAUUAACAUGCAAUCCAGAUGAAAUACACUACCUUCCACCGAGUCCAUCGGUAUACGAUGUCCUCGGUGGCGCCGGUUCGUAUUCCGCCCUAGGAGCCCGACUAUUCUCCCCACCACCCCUCUCCAAGACUAUUUCUUGGAUAGUCGACAAAGGAUCCGAUUUCCCACUAUCAAUAUCCGACCAAAUAGCCCAAUGGCAAACAUCAUGUUUAAUACGUACGGAUCUUUCCCGUCUCACAACCCGUGGCUGGAAUGGUUAUGACAGUAACGAAGUACGAUCUUUCAAAUACACUACCCCGAAACUCCGACUCGACGAAACAUCCUUAUCAUCUUACCCACCACUUUUAUUCUCAAAAUCUUUUCAUCUCAUAUGUUCCCCAAAUCGUUGCAUAGAUCUCGUAACACGCAUCCUAUCACUCCGCAAAUCUCAAUCUCCAAAUCAUCCAAAACCUCUUUUUAUUUGGGAACCAGUCCCAGAUCUCUGUACACCAGAUGAACUCCUAAACUGUACUAACGUCCUGCCAUACAUCGACGUCCUCUCGCCAAACCACUCCGAACUAGCCGGUUUCAUGGGUGACCAAGAUCUAGGCCUCACUCCUUCAGGAGAAAUCUCCACAGAAGCCAUAGAGCGUUCAUGCGAACAAUUACUCGCAUCCAUGCCCCUCCAAUCCUAUUCCAUUGUUGUCAGAUGCGGAGCACUAGGAUGUUACGUUGCGAAAAAUGGAGGAAGAAGUAGAAGAGUCGGUAAAAGUCGGAGAAAACGUCCAGCAAAUAGAUCUAGAGGUGGAUUAACCCUAGAUAUGAAUAUGGAAGAUUUAUUCGCGGGACUAUUGAGUGAUGAUGGGGAGAUAGAAUUCGAAAGGAACAAUUAUACUCCUGUCGAUCCGGGAAUUGAAAAAUGGAUCCCGGCUUUUCAUCAAGGUGGUACAGAGGGUGAAGAGGAAGAGAAAAGCAAGGUCGUAGAUCCAACAGGAGGCGGGAAUACAUUUUUAGGUGGUCUGGCAAUUGCGUUGGCGAGGGGAAAAGGUAUCAUAGAGGCUAGUUGUUGGGGAGCUGUAGCGGCUAGUUUUGCGAUUGAACAAGUUGGUGUACCGGUAUUGGGGGCCAGGGACUAUGGGGAUGGAGUAGAGGAAGGAGAAGCGGAGGACAAAGAGGAAACGUGGAAUGGAGUGGUUGUUAAAGAGAGAUUGAAAGAGUUUAUGGGGAGAGUAAACAUAAACCCUUCAGAGCCGCCUUCUAGGUAGUUAUUGUAUGGGGAUUGUUCAGUUGCUUAGAGGGUGAUAUGUCUCAAUUAAUGCGGAGAGUUGAUGAGAGGGGCUUGAGAUAGACCGUCAAUUAGAUGAUAUAAUGGACUUUUCUUCAGACUGAUGAAAAUGAGGGGAGAGUUGACCAAAAAAGAAAGAAUAACGAAUAAUCUUGUGUAGAUAUAGUAUAUACACAAGUAUCACAAUGGCUCUGAUGCGGAUUUGAUGAAGAGGGCUGAAUUUUAUAGAUU